Messenger RNA from Nerophis ophidion (straightnose pipefish), 5964 nucleotides. RefSeq names its product regulator of nonsense transcripts 1-like. Gene Ontology annotation, biological process: nuclear-transcribed mRNA catabolic process, nonsense-mediated decay. NCBI's taxonomy places the organism in Eukaryota, Metazoa, Chordata, Actinopteri, Syngnathiformes, Syngnathidae. The coding region runs from base 345 to 3647 and encodes 1100 amino acids. Gene Ontology annotation, cellular component: cytoplasm. The record is from RefSeq and is a predicted model, not a curated record. Gene Ontology annotation, molecular function: hydrolase activity; RNA helicase activity; zinc ion binding. The transcript has 24 exons.
GCGAUUUCAAACACCUGACCUUGAUGAAUAAACUUGUGUUGAGUUUUUAAAUAGAGGACUGUGGUGACGUCACGGCGACGUCCCAGUUCUCUUCGCCGGUGUCUCCUUGACUCCUUCCCUUCUCUCGUCUCCUCUACUUGACUCCCUGCAGAAAACAAGUGGCAGCGAGGAAGGAGGGCGGGGAAGCUAAAUAGAACGCGGCCAUCAUCAGAGUCCCCUCCCUCAGUGCCUGUAGCUCACCGCCACUGUUUGUCACCUUCUCAUCCACACUUUCUCCCCGCUUUUAGCGUGUAUUUGCGGACUGUUUUCCCCCCCUCAAACACCGCCAGAAGGACCGCUAAAAGAUGAGCGUUGAGGCGUACGGGCCGAGCUCCCAGACUCUUACCUUCCUGGACAGCGAGGAAGCGGAGCUGCUCGGAGCAGACACUCAGGGCUCCGAGUUCGACUUCACCGAUUUCACCCUGCCGAGCCAGACCCAAUUAGGCCAGACCCAGAGCCAGCUCGACCACCAGAGUAACGGUCCUGGAGGUGUGUUGCAAAACGGAGACGACCCUGUGGUUAAAGCCAGCCAGUUGCUGGCAGAGUUAAACUUCGAGGAGGAUGAGGAGGACACCUACUACACCAAGGACCUCCCCGUUCAUGCCUGCAGUUACUGCGGGAUUCAUGACCCUGCCUGUGUUGUGUACUGCAACACCAGCAAGAAGUGGUUCUGCAAUGGCCGUGGAAACACCUCUGGCAGUCACAUUGUGAACCAUCUGGUGAGGGCAAAGUCCAAGGAGGUGACCCUGCAUAAAGACGGCCCUCUGGGGGAAACUGUGCUGGAGUGUUACAACUGCGGCUGUCGCAAUGUCUUCCUGCUGGGCUUCAUCCCUGCCAAGGCUGACUCGGUCGUGGUGCUUCUGUGCAGACAGCCAUGUGCCAGUCAGAGCAGCCUGAAAGACAUCAACUGGGACAGUUCCCAGUGGCAGCCUCUCAUUCAGGACCGCUGCUUCCUGUCUUGGUUGGUGAAAAUCCCCUCAGAGCAGGAGCAGCUCAGGGCCCGUCAGAUCACGGCCCAGCAGAUCUACAAGCUGGAGGAGCUCUGGAAGGAAAAUCCCAGUGCAGCCUUGGAAGACCUGGAGAAGCCGGGGGUUGAUGAGGAGCCUCAGCACGUUCUGCUGCGCUAUGAGGAUGCCUACCAGUACCAGAACAUCUUUGGUCCUCUUGUCAAGCUGGAGGCUGACUAUGAUAAGAAGCUUAAAGAGUCACAGACUCAAGACAACAUUACAGUCAGAUGGGAUCUGGGCUUGAAUAAAAAGAGGAUUGCUUAUUUCAGCCUGCCUAAGACGGACUCAGAUAUGCGACUGAUGCAAGGAGAUGAAAUCUGCCUGAGGUACAAAGGGGAUCUGGCUCCUAUGUGGAAAGGCAUUGGACAUGUCAUCAAAGUCCCUGACAACUACGGUGAUGAAAUCGCCAUCGAACUGAGGAGCAGUGCUGGCGCUCCAGUGGAGAUCCCACACAACUUUCAAGUGGACUUUGUGUGGAAGUCCACAUCCUUUGACAGGAUGCAGAGUUCCCUGAAGACAUUUGCUGUGGAUGAAACAUCCGUGUCUGGUUACAUCUACCACAAACUGCUGGGCCACGAGGUGGAGGACGUGAUCAUCAAGUGUCAGCUGCCCAAGCGCUUCACGGCGCAAGGACUGCCUGACCUCAACCACUCCCAGGUGUACGCCGUAAAGACAGUGCUGCAGCGGCCCCUCAGUCUGAUCCAAGGUCCCCCUGGCACCGGAAAGACGGUGACCUCUGCCACCAUCGUGUACCACCUGGCUCGACAGGGCAGUGGACCAGUUCUGGUGUGUGCUCCCAGUAACAUUGCUGUGGACCAGUUGACAGAGAAGAUCCACCAGACCGGACUCAAAGUGGUGAGGCUGUGUGCCAAGAGCAGGGAAGCCAUCGACUCACCAGUCUCCUUCCUGGCUCUGCACAACCAGACCCGUAACAUGGACAGUAUGCCAGAACUUCAGAAACUUCAACAGCUGAAAGACGAGACCGGAGAGUUGUCGUCUUCGGAUGAGAAACGUUACAGGGAUCUGCGACGCACCGCUGAAAGGGAACUGUUGAUGAAUGCUGACGUAAUCUGCUGUACUUGUGUUGGGGCCGGCGACCCUCGUCUGGCUAAGAUGCAGUUCAGAUCGAUCCUGAUCGAUGAGAGCACGCAGGCUACUGAGCCCGAGUGCAUGGUACCUGUGGUCCUUGGAGCUAAGCAGUUGAUUUUGGUGGGCGACCACUGCCAGCUGGGCCCAGUGGUGAUGUGCAAGAAGGCAGCUAAAGCAGGACUGUCCCAGUCUCUCUUUGAGCGUCUGGUUGUUUUGGGGAUUCGACCAAUCCGUCUGCAGGUUCAAUAUCGCAUGCACCCGGCCCUCAGUGCCUUCCCCUCCAACAUCUUCUACGAGGGCUCACUGCAGAACGGCGUCACUGCUGGUGACCGUGUGAAGAAGGGCUUUGACUUCCAGUGGCCACAGCCCGACAAGCCCAUGUUCUUUUAUGUCACUCAAGGCCAGGAGGAAAUCGCCAGCUCAGGAACAUCUUAUCUUAACAGAACCGAGGCAGCCAAUGUGGAGAAAAUAACAACACGGUUGCUGAAGGCUGGUGCCAAACCUGAUCAAAUUGGUAUCAUCACCCCUUAUGAGGGGCAGAGGUCCUACCUGGUCCAAUACAUGCAGUUCAGUGGCUCCCUUCACACCAAACUCUACCAGGAGGUGGAGAUUGCCAGUGUGGAUGCUUUCCAAGGCAGAGAGAAGGACUUCAUCAUCCUGUCCUGUGUGAGGGCCAACGAGCACCAGGGCAUCGGCUUCCUCAAUGACCCGCGUCGUCUUAACGUGGCGCUCACGAGAGCCAGAUAUGGCGUGAUCAUUGUGGGGAAUCCUAAAGCUCUGUCCAAGCAACCCCUGUGGAACCACUUGCUGAACAACUACAAGGAGCAGAAGGUGCUGGUGGAAGGACCGCUGAACAAUUUGCGCGAGAGCCUCAUGCAGUUCAGCAAGCCCCGCAAGCUGGUCAACACCAUCAACCCUGGAGGCCGAUUCAUGAGCACAGCCAUGUAUGACGCCAGGGAAGCCCUCAUUCCCGGAUCUGUUUAUGAUCGCAGCAGCAAUGGGCGUACAUCCAACAUGUACUUCCAGACCCACGACCAGAUUGGAAUGAUUGGUAGCGGCCCCAAUCCCAUGACUUCCCUGAACAUCCCCAUCCCCUUCAGCCUUGUCAUGCCCCCCAUGCCUCCUCCUGGUUACCUUGGACAGCUCAACGGCUCGACGGCGGGUCGUGGAGGCGGCAUGAAAGGAAAAGCUGGCGGAGGAGGCAACACUCGAGGUAGUCGCCAGAGAAACCGUGGCAACAACCACAGCAGAGGGGGCCAUAUGAGUGGCAGCCAGGCCAGCCAAGACUUGGGCUCUCAGCCCUUUUCCCAGGGGCCCCUGACCCAAGGCUACAUUAACAUGAGUCAGCCGUCACAAAUGAGCCAGCCGGGGCUCUCCCAGGCGGAGCUUUCCCAGGACAGUUACUUAGGAGAUGAAUUCAAGUCCCAAAUUGACGUGGCGCUAUCUCAAGACUCCACCUAUCAGGGGGAGCGAGCCUACCAGCAUGGUGUGACUGGACUGUCCCAGUACUAGACUACUGCUGAAAGGUGCUUGGCCUAUAUGAGCUCACUUCAUCAGAGUCUAAAAUCUGGGGUGAUAACAAAAAAGGAACAAAUAAGGAUACCCGUUUUCCACCGCUACACCACUGCGUGAAAGUAACAGGAGCGAGAAAACCAAGCAAUCACAAGAGAGAAGAGCAGAGCGAGGGGGGCGGCGUGCCAGGUCUGACGGAGGAGCGAAGGCGUGCCCCGAGGCCAGCCCAGGGAGCCAGCCGGCGUCUUUGGAAUCACGGGAUCGAGACCCCUUGGCGUCUUUGAGGAGGAGAGCUCCGACCCGGACCCUCGCGUGCCCCUGAAUCCCGUCUGGUCGCAGGGAAAGAUGGAGGUGGUCUCACACGUCCGUCUUCUUAGCUAACUGUUCUACAGGAUGAGCGAGGGGAGGAGGGGGUGAUGGGGGACACACGGCUUGAAGCAACGUUUCCAACUGCCAAGUCUUUGGCUGUCCAACAACUCUUUGUCAGUGGACGUGCGUGCGUGUGUGUGCGUGGGCCACAGCGCCACUGAUCACUCACUCUUUCUCCGCCGUUUGUGGCAAGUGUCAAGGAAGUGGUGACGACGCCAUCUUUCUGGAGGUGUCUGCAAGGAUCACCUGGAAUGAGCUCUUCCAAUAGCAAAAGUCAGGUUUUUGUCUCCAACGUACGAGACCGUAGUUGUUCUUCUAAAUGUAUCCGUAGUGCCAGCAGGAGAACGAGGGGUAACCGGCGCUCGUUUUGGUGAAAGCAUGAAGAUCCUCACAGCCAUGUAACAGAAUCGCCUCAUUUAUUAAGGUAUGGGUUGAAGCAGGGGUAGGGAACCUGUGGCUCUCGAGCCAGAUCUCAGAUAAAUAUUAGCUGACGUUGCCUAACACGAUAAGUAAUUAAUAAUUCCGCUGCGUUAAAAAUAACAUUCAAUAUAUAAAACACUCAUGCAUUUAAUCCAUCCAUCCGUUUUCUACCCCACCUGUUCAAGAAGUCACAUUAUUGGUUAGAAGUAUUUCUUUAUUAUUGGUUGGCUUCAGAAUAACAAUAUUAUUAAAAAUACUAAGAGACUUAUUGUACUCUAAAAAUGUCGGUCUUACUUUAAAAUGCACGCAUUUAGUUGUCUUCAGUGUUGAAAAAUAUUAUACGGCUCUCACGGAAAUACAUAUUAAAAUAUUUGGCUCUCUCAGCCAAAAAGGUUCCAUACCCCUGUUCAAGAAGUCACAUUAUUGCUAAGAAGUAUUUUCUUUAUUAUUGGUUGGCUUCAGAAUAACAAUAUUAAAAAUAGUAAGAGACUUAUUGUACUCUAAAAGUGUCGGUCUUACUUUAAAAUGCACGCAUUUAGUUGUAUUCAGUGUUAAAAAUUAUUAUACGGCGCUCACGGAAAUACAUAUUCAAAUAUUUGGCUCUCUCAGCCAAAAAGGUUCCCGACCCCUGUUUAAGAAGUCACAUUAUUGGUAAGAAAUAUUUUCUUUAUUAUUGGUUGGCUUCAGAAUAACAAUAUUAUUAAAAAUAGUAAGAGACUUAAUGUACUCUUAAAAAUGUUGGUCUUACUUUAAAAUGCACGCAUUUAGUUGUAUUCAGUGUUAAAAAUUAUUAUACGGCUCUUACGGAAAUGCAUAUUCAAAUAUUUGUCUUUCCUGGCUCUCCCAGCCAAUAAGGUUACCGAGUCCUGGGUUAAAGACUCAGCUGCCCUAAGUUAAACAGCACUGGUCAUUUUGUUUGUAUGCUAGUUUGAAGCUGAAAUGAUACCUUUAAGGUUAAAAUAUUAUUUUUACCCAUUGUUUUAACAUUUUAGUCGUAUUAUUUCCUAAUCCAUAGUUAUUUACUUUCCUUCUGGAAGAGUUAUACAUUGAGUGAUUUCUUCCUGACUUUUCUAAUUAAGGUCUAAAAAAGUUAGUAUUCGUUUUCUGGCGAACAUACAGCAGAUUUUCUCGUGGGGUUUUAUUUUGUGUUCUGUAGGCUGCUCUACUUCUGUCUACACUCUUUCUUUUUUCUAGCUUUUGCUCACCUUCGUGGUUGUUUUGACCUGUGGUUGCUCAUCUUCCUUCUUGCACCUUGAUUUCUUUUCACAUCCGGCUCAUUCGAGUGUCGUCAUCGUCGCCUGGAAAAACUGGUGUUGCUGCGUCUAAACCGCUCUUUUAGCAACGUGUCCGCUGAGCAUGUAUGGUGGAAAGAUUCAAAUACCCUGCGAUUGCAUUGAGCUCAUUCUUUUUGCCUGACGUCACACGUUAUCGCCAUUCUUUUCCAAUAAUGGAUUGUGAUUGUUCGGCUUGUGCUCACAAAUUUGCAAUUAUUACAACAUUAAAAGUUGUUUAUUUUUUUGGUCCUCUA